Melitaea cinxia (Glanville fritillary) is the source of this 897-nucleotide messenger RNA. RefSeq lists its product as uncharacterized. The record is from RefSeq and is a predicted model, not a curated record. Bases 1 to 873 code for a protein of 290 amino acids. NCBI's taxonomy places the organism in Eukaryota, Metazoa, Arthropoda, Insecta, Lepidoptera, Nymphalidae. The transcript has 4 exons.
AUGUUGCUAAAGUUAAUUUUGCUCAAUUUACUUUUAACAACAUCCAAAGGGAAGGUGAGACAGAGAAGGUAUCUCGUAUAUCCCGACGGAGGACCCGCCCGAGCUCAGUUUAUUAUCGGCGUGGGUAUACCCGUCGAUUUGAAAGAAGCGUCCGUUACAGUUGGCACAGUUAUAAAAUUUCAAUAUGAUUUACCAACAAACAGUACUGAAUAUACCUCUAGGAUCUAUGGGUUCGCCAACACAGUAGCUGGAAGAGAUAUGGAAGACGAGCAAGGAAAUAUUGAGGAGGAUGAUAGCACACGUUCUGUUAUGUUUGACGAGGCAAGGAAUGACGUAGGUGAAAGCUACAAUGAUACAUUGGUAGAUAUAACGUUUAGUGAUAGAAGGAAGCGAUCACUCAUGUAUUCGGAAGGAGGAACAGGAAACGAUAUUGAUGACUACAGUGUGAACAGUGAAUUACCCUUACAAGAGGCUAUACGGCGUCAAGAAUUGCUGGACGGCAAACGCUUACAAGACAAAGAAGAACCUCAAAGAAUGAACAGAUGGGACUUCUAUAAAAUAAUGGAGAAAAUGCUUGAAAGGUACGGUUAUUCAGGCAGACCUUGCUUGCUGCGGAGCAUCUGCGAAGCGGCGGAGGUACCUUUCACAUAUGAAAACGGGUUGCUUGGAGAAAUUGGUCAUAUAUUAUUCACACCGUCGACAACUAAAGAUAGCUUGUCACAUCACACCGAUAACGAGUACCAUGCGGCUGAGAGACUUGGAAGAUCGAUAGAUAGCAAUUGUGAGAUGAUGUUCCCAGAAUGUGAAUCCUCGAUUCUAGAGACAUUUACUGGCAUUGGAAUGGAAACCUUACAUAAAUUUGGGUUGUAUUGAUAUUAAAAAAUUUUGACUGAGUUA